AUGGCUAUUACUGUAGCAUCUUCACAGUCUGAAAUUUUGAAUACGACAAACAAGCCUCGAUCAAUUUUAAAACAAAAAAUAGAGGCAAAAAUAUCGCAGAAAUUAAAUGGUAAUCACAACUCUUCAUCUGAUUCACAUAUUCUUGUGUUAGAAAAUUGUACAAGAAUUCUUUGUGUAGCAGAUAUAAGGGGGAAUAUAUCUUUUUUGAAUGAACUUUCUAAAAAAGUUAAUGCUCAAUAUAUUAUUCAUACGGGUGAUUUUGGAUUUCACGAUAAUAGUAGUCUAGAUAGAAUGAGCGAACGGACAUUAAGACAUAUUGUUCAAUAUUCGCCUUUAAUUAAGCCUUAUUAUCGUUCCAAAUUCACUACAAACAAUUCUAUUGAAUCUAUUCGUAAUACUAUUUCUCGUUCUGAACUUAUUAUUUCCGAAUUAUCAUUAUUUUUAUCAGGAGUAAAAGAGCUUUUAGUUCCAGUGUAUACUAUUUGGGGGUCGUGUGAAGAUGUACAUGUACUUGAAAAGUUUCGUAGUGGUGAAUAUAUGAUAAAGAAUUUACAUAUUAUUGAUGAACAUUCCUCAAAAUGUCUUAAUGUAGGAGAUAUUAAACUGAGACUAUUUGGUCUAGGUGGUGCAAUAAUAAUGCACAAGUUAUUUGAUAAUGGCGAAGGUAGAACAACAAUAGCGGGUGGACAAGGAACAAUGUGGUCUACAGUGCUGCAAAUGGGAGAACUUUUACAUACUGCUGAUAGAGUAUGGGAUAGUUCUGAAGUUAGGAUUUUUGUAACACACCAUUCUCCUGGUAGAGAAGGACUACUUAAGCAAAUAUCACUUGCUCUUAAGGCAGAUUUUACUAUUUCUGCUGGUCUACAUUUUCGUUAUGGUUCCAGUUAUAAUGAUUUUAGCGUAACACCAUCAACAGCGCAUUAUCUUCAGAAGCUAGCAACAUCUAGAGCACAAUUUAUGGAUGUUUGGGAAACUGUAAAAGAUGAAGUAGAGUUACUUGUAAAAGAUAUUCAAAAGGAUCAUUUGUAUUCUGUAAUCAAUCUUGUAGAAUCUAUGCCUCAAGAAGAUAUGUUAAAAAAUGAAACAUCCUUUCAAAAUGGAGAAAAAGUUGAUUCAGCAUUUAAAAAUACAUGGAAUUUUAAUCUUCCUGAUGCUACAUAUGGGUGGGUAACUUUAUCUAUUUCUGAGGGUCGUAUAAGUGCAGAAACAAGAGCCCAAGGAUUUAAUUUUUCGUAUCGGAAAAACAUCUUACAAGCCAAUAUGACUGAACAGACUUCUUGCCAACCUAUGCAAAUACAUGAUCAAUCUACUACUACACAUACUCAACAACUUAAUACUGGUUCAGUUCAAGAAGAGCUUAAAGAGCCUUCAACAUCACGAAUCAAAAAGCCAACGCAUUCAUCGCCUCAUGUUGAUCCUCCAUCUACAAAUUCAACGUCUUUAAACUCUCGCAAUACACAAAAAAAUACAAAUGUAGUAUCAGAAACAUCAAAAAUAUCAGAAAAUCGGAAUAAAAAAGAAAGUAUAGAUAAAGAAUUAGAUAAAUCUCAACUUUCUAAACAUGCUUUAUUUAUUUCUCCUUGUUCAACUAAAGAAGAAGCAUAUUCUAUCUUUAGUGGAGAUGUGGUAAAUUCCAUUAUAAAUAUAUCUAUUCGAAGUUCUAAAGGAAACUCGUCAUUUAAAUAUGCUUUUGUAUUUUUUGCUUCAAAAGAUAACAUGAACGCAGCAAAAAAAAAAACAAUUUCUAAGCCUGGUCUAAAGAUAACUGAAGCAGAUUUAAGCAACAAUUUCAAAUCCUCAAGAAAUAAUCAAGGACUAGCAUCUAAUUUCCAAAAAAGCACUAUUUCAGAAACAGAUAGCGUUGGUCGUGGAAUACAUAGACGUAGUUCUCGUUCAAGAUUAAAAUCUUCUCGAGGACGUAAUAAUACCUUGAAGGAUUCUGCAAGCAGUAAAAUUGAGCAAACUAAAGAUCAAAUUAAGGAUCAAACUAAUGAAAAAAAUAAUCAAAUGAAAUCUAUGCAUAAAGACUUAGAUAAAAAUAAAGAAAUUAAAGAAAUAUAA
Messenger RNA from Pneumocystis jirovecii RU7, 2061 nucleotides. RefSeq lists its product as uncharacterized. The record is from RefSeq and is a predicted model, not a curated record. The coding region runs from base 1 to 2061 and encodes 686 amino acids. The transcript is spliced from 4 exons. Lineage: Eukaryota; Fungi; Ascomycota; Pneumocystomycetes; Pneumocystales; Pneumocystaceae.